CUAUCAUGGGACUUUUUAUGCUCGGGUCUCGCGAGAUGUUGCGGAAAGCUUUCCAUUGUACUUUAUACUUCUACUUUUAAGGUAGCUAAAGUAAAUCAGUAUCGGUAGUAGCGAUACGUUAGGAUCGAUCCGCCCAUCCCUUUUCGGCGGGCGCUGGCAAAUGUGAGUCAUCGAUUUCCGGGACUUAGUUUGUACGAGGAAAGGAUGGAUAAAGUGCCUAUGAAAAAAGAUGCAGAUGAAUUCUCUAAAGACCAGCAGCAGGACAAGAAGGGCAAAGACCUGCAUUUUCAGUUAAACUCUGAAACAUAUUUAGUACAUUGUAAUCCAUCCAUGACGGUACUAGAUGCUCUUAAUAAAAGUCCUUCUUUCAGGGAAGAGAACAAAAAGCAAGUACUUAUUCUAAGAUCAGCUAACCAAAUGCCUAAAGCAGCUGUGAAGACGGAUUUCCCCUGCUGUCUCAUUGACCACGAUGAGAUUAUAGACGUAUCUUUUAUUAAAAAUGAUGGAAGUAUGACUGAAAAAAAACAGCAUAAAUCACUCCCAAGUAAUCCUGACCAGUUUGUCACUUUUUUCAUAAAAAAAAGGGGAGGACACAAUUUGGUUCUCUUACUAAAGAGCAAAGUACUGAGAUCCAGAGUAGAAUAUGUUUGUGUAUAUGCACACAAAGAAGAGACAUUGAAAAUUGCUCUCAAGCGUGACGGGCGAUUCAACAAUAACCUGUUUCUAAAACGCUGUGCGCUCUAUGAGUUUGGUACAGAGAUCAUACACGAGAUGACACAGCCUGUUGAAGCUCUGGAUCAAAAGAUUUUUAAAGUAAUUGUUCUCAGAAACACCAAACAGCCUGAUAGUCAAGAGGAUUUGACCCUUCCAGUGCAGACUGAACCUGAUGUAGCAUCAGAUGUUGAUGUGACAGAUGAUGCUGACACCAGACAGACACCUGUGAACACUGAGCACGAAACAAAACACAAGAAAAACCCCAAUAACUCCACAAGACCAUCAGCUAGACGGUCUGCACCUAAAGAAAUUCCAGAUUCUGAAGAGAUUCUGGAACUUCUGCGUGAGCAGUUUGCAGGUUUACUACAGCAGGUAAAACGGCGAGAAAAUCUUUUAAACAAUUCUCAGCAGCAAAAAUUCUUUAGAGGAGAAUUUGCUAAAAGUGUUGAAAGUUUUUUGGAGGUGAAGAAAAUUAAGAAGCUUGCAGAACUGUCUGAUGCUGUAUGUCAGAUUCGAGUGGAGGGUAAACCUGAAGGAACUGGCUUCUUACUCUUCGACAGAUAUGUCCUCACUAAUGCACAUGUUAUUGGACCCUUUGUUAUACACAUUCAGGAUCCUCAUCCAUGGAGACUACAGAAGACUGUAACAACUGCAUUUAUCUUUGAAGAUUACCAGUCAGCAGUGACAGAACUGCCAGUUAAGGGAGAAGUUUUUGCUUUUGCAUAUGGAGAAGAUAGCCAGGGCAGGCAUCUUGACUACGCUCUUCUUGAAUUGGCAGCCGAUCCACAUGAUGACAUUCCUCAAUUAUACUCUCAUCACAGUUAUUCUCCUCCACACCCUGGAAGUCAGAUCUGCAUUGUGGGUCAUCCAGGUAAAGGGGUGAAGAAAGUGGACCCCUGCUUCAUUAUUGACUUGGUGAAUGCACAAAGACCUAUGGAUAAUCCCAUUCAUGUCAUUACACCACAAUACUUUGAAAACAACAAGAUCACUUAUGACUCCUGUUUCACGUAUGGAUCAUCUGGUUCUCCAGUUUUUGAUGAACACUGCUUUCUGAUUGGUAUUCACACUGGUUUUUUUACUCACAAAGAUGAAUCUACAAGUAAAGGAAAAAUUAUAGAAUAUGCUUAUUCUCUGGAGCCCAUCAUAGAGGACAUCAGGAAAGUGUGGAACAACAGGGGGAUGACAUAGGACUUGAAGAAGAACAUAAGAAACAAUAGCGUACAAGUCUCAGGGAUUUCAAUUUUUUAACUUUCGUUUCACCAUUUGUGUAAAUAACAUUAGAUUUACAUUUAUGCAUUUGGCAGACGCUUUUAUCCACAGCGACCCACAUUGCAUUUUCCUAUACAUUUUGUUUUUUUUCUAAGUAUGUACAAUCCCUUUGGAUCGAACCCACGACCUUGCAUUGUUAACGCAAUGCUCUUAUUACUGAGCUACAGGAAAGCUACAUUUCUUUAAAGUAAAUUCCACCUCCGGUCCUGCACAUUCCAGUUCAGUUUAAUUUCCUGCAGAUUGUGGAUAAUUCACUAAAUAACAUAUUGAAUUAAAAUAAAGGCAUUUUAGCUGUUGUAA
Messenger RNA from Triplophysa dalaica, 2283 nucleotides. Its product is annotated as serine protease FAM111A-like. The record is from RefSeq and is a predicted model, not a curated record. NCBI's taxonomy places the organism in Eukaryota, Metazoa, Chordata, Actinopteri, Cypriniformes, Nemacheilidae. Bases 205 to 1902 code for a protein of 565 amino acids. The transcript is spliced from 4 exons.